Orcinus orca (killer whale) is the source of this 2136-nucleotide messenger RNA. RefSeq names its product serine protease 58 (gene PRSS58). The transcript is spliced from 6 exons. NCBI's taxonomy places the organism in Eukaryota, Metazoa, Chordata, Mammalia, Artiodactyla, Delphinidae. Bases 415 to 1149 code for a protein of 244 amino acids. Gene Ontology annotation, biological process: proteolysis. Gene Ontology annotation, molecular function: serine-type endopeptidase activity. The record is from RefSeq and is a predicted model, not a curated record.
AAAGAAUGGGGAGCUGGAGGGUCCGUGUGGUUCAGGCAAAGGCGGGAAGGUCUGUGGCUGACCUUGUCACACGUCCACAAAGGAGUCAUCCGAGGUCUUACGGGAGCCAUGAGAGAGUGGACGGAGCCUUUUCAAACUCAUAUGGGGAAGGGUCAUUCUUUGUGAUGAGCCAUUUCUCAGAAUACAGAAUUUCCAAGAAUUUUUCACCCACUGCUGUUUUCUGGGAACACAGGGCUCAGGUAAAGUUCUACACAUCAGGGGAAAUCUGGAAACACCGUUCCGAGUCCUGACUUGGCUGUUAACUUCCACGAGGCCUACGGCAUCCUCGUCACUAAAAUGGACGCUUGGACUAAAGAUUGAGACAGCUGACAGCUUGAUCUGACUUGUCUGCUCCUGGCGAGAUCCCAGCCUGCCAUGAAGUGCUAUCUCAUCUUUGCACUCAUGAGCGCAGCUGGAGUCAUUCCGGCCCAAGAUUCUAACACUGAGAAGAUGAACGUAGCAGAAGAUUUUACUAUUCCUUACAUGGUCUAUCUUCAGUCCUUCCCGGAACCCUGUGUGGGGUCUCUCAUUCACCCUGAGUGGCUACUGACCACUGCUCACUGCCCCUUACCUGUUAAAAUCCGAUUGGGAGUUUAUCAACCCAACAUCAAAAAUAAGAAAGAGCAGGUACGGAAUUACUCAAUGGUGGUGCCCCACCCUGAAUUCAACACAGGAUCUCUGAACAAUGACUUGGUGAUGAUAAAACUGUCUAAGGCUGCUGCACUCAACAACCAAGUGGGAACCAUAGCCAUAGCCAUGGAACCCUUACCAGUUAAUAAUUCCUGCUUUAUCCCAACCUGGACCUGGAGUAAAUAUAAAAACCUUAGUGACCCUGACAAGCUGACUUGGAUAAACCAAUAUACUCUCCCCCACGAUGAGUGCCAGAAUAUGCAAGAUGGAAGAAUGGCAAUAAACAUCAUGUGUGUGGGACAACCUCUAAAGAACUUAUCUGAAAAUAAGGAAGUCUCAGCAGCUCCAGCCAUCUGCGGUGGGAGGUUGCAUGGCAUCUUGACUUGGGCAAAAGGAAGUGUCACCCUGGGAAGUGAAGGAUUCUUCACAGAAGUUAAUCCUUAUGCAAGAUGGAUCAUAAACACCAUUGAAAGCUACUGAGGCUCCUCUGUCCCUCCAACCCUUCAGUGCAGUAGCUUCUUGAUUUCUACACUGGAUCCACAGCUCUAUCUUUCCUGUUCUUGAACAGAAUUAAUUAAAAACAAAAAUGACACUAAAAACUUAGGCCGUGGCCCCUGAUCUCUUUAUCACAUAAACUGUAAACAUGAUGAGAAAUUUAGCAACAUCCUCACCAUUUGUUCAUUCAAGAAUUAUUGAGGGCUUCCCUGGUGGCGCAGUGGUUGAGAGUCCACCUGCCGAUGCAGGGGACACGGGUUCGUGCCCCAGUCCGGGAAGAUCCCACAUGCUGCGGAGCGGCUGGGCCCGUGAGCCAUGGCCGCUGAGCCUGUGCAUCCGGAGCCUGUGCUCUGCAACGGGAGAGGCCACAACAGUGAGAGGACCGCAUACCACAAAAAACAAAAAACAAAAACUAAAAAUAGAACUAUCAUACGACCCAGCAAUCCCACUACUGGGCAUAUACCCUGAGAAAACCAUAAUUCAAAAAGAGUCAUGUACCACAAUGUUCAUUGCAACUCUAUUUACAAUAGCCAGGACAUGGAAGCAACUUAAGUGUCCAUCGACAGAUGAAUGGAUAAAGAAGAUGUGGCACAUAUAUACAAUGGAAUAUUACUCAGCCAUAAAAAGAAAUGAAAUUGAGUUAUUUGUAGUGAGGUGGAUGGACCUAGAGUCUGUCAUACAGAGUGAAGUAAGUCAGAAAGAGAAAAACAAAUACCGUAUGCUAACACAUAUAUAUGGAAUCUACAAAAAAAAAAAAUGGUCAUGAAGAACCUAGGGGCAAGAUGGGAAUAAAGACGCAGACCUACUAGAGAAUGGACUUGAGGACACGGGGAGGGGGAAGGGUAAGCUUGGACGAAGUGAGAGAGUGGCAUGGACAUAUAUACACUACCAAAUGUAAAAUAGAUAGCUAGUGGGAAGCAGCCACAUAGCACAGGGAGAUCAGCUCAGUGCUUUGUGACCACCUAGAGGGGU